This is a messenger RNA of Saccoglossus kowalevskii, 765 nucleotides long. RefSeq lists its product as uncharacterized. The record is from RefSeq and is a predicted model, not a curated record. Lineage: Eukaryota; Metazoa; Hemichordata; Enteropneusta; Harrimaniidae.
GAAAGUUAGACGUCUCAAACAAGAUCGAUUGUCAGAACCAUAUUAUGUAAAUUUGGAAUAUCGGUGGGCGUGUCACUUCACGAUGCGGGAGAAGACAUGAGACAGUACAAAUAGUAGCCACUUGUAGGCCAAUAUUCGAACUGAGAACACCUCGUUAACUUCGUAUCUGAACACGGACCGUCUGACUCACUUCGGCAUUAUGAACAGUUUAACUUUGAUCACAUUAUGUGGCAUUAUUGCCUGUGCCUUCGCGGCAAGCGCCGAAGUCAGAAGAGACUUCGCUAUUAAGAAAGCCAUGUACGAUGAUAUCUUAGUGCGUACCAUUGACAGAAUCAUGAAACGUGGUACCUGCACCACUACAAUCCAAGACGAAGAAGGAAAUGACGUACAGGCUGCCUACAAUCCAUGCGGUACUGGCCAAUAUUGCUACAGCAACGAUGACGAGAGUGACAAGUACGCAUGUACUGAUGACGCCAACGAUCCUUGCGGCGACGCCAACGCUUGCCCAUCGGGUACAUGCACAGCUAACGCCGACGGAACUGGCUUCACUUGUCAAGCCGCAAAGUCCCUGAAAUCUGAAAGAGGCAUGAAAUUGGAAGCAUUAUUGGACAAAAUGAACUUGUAAAAAAUGUUGUUGUUUUUUCUCCGUAAAGUAACACGCUAAUGAAUUCAUGGUAUUGAUUUCUCGUCUAAAAAGUUGGACUGAAUCCAUUUUGAAACAUGUCAUAUAUUUUUUUAACAUUUAAAAUAAAUGAAUAAUCUGUA